This is a messenger RNA of Pneumocystis carinii B80, 1682 nucleotides long. RefSeq lists its product as hypothetical. The transcript has 7 exons. The coding region runs from base 117 to 1682 and encodes 521 amino acids. The record is from RefSeq and is a predicted model, not a curated record. NCBI's taxonomy places the organism in Eukaryota, Fungi, Ascomycota, Pneumocystomycetes, Pneumocystales, Pneumocystaceae. Gene Ontology annotation, cellular component: post-mRNA release spliceosomal complex. Gene Ontology annotation, biological process: mRNA splicing, via spliceosome.
GAGGGGGAAAAAAGAAGUUUUAUGUGGGUAAACCUUUUUUUUUGAGAAAAAAGGCUUAAAUAUUGAAGGAGAAAGCGAAAAAAGUGGAUAUACAAAAAAAAGAAAGAAGUGAAUGGAUGUUAUUGCCAAAAGAUAAACAAAAUGAAGAUGAAUUUGGGUUUUUAAUAGGAAAAUCUAAAAGAGAGGUUAAAAAUUCCCCCAAAACGUCUAAGUGGGAAUUUAAUGAACCAAAAGAACAGAAUAUAGUACAGGAGAGUUUUAAAAAAUCAACACCAUCAUAUACUAUAGGCGAUGCAGGAUCUUCAUGGAGAAUGAUGAAACUUCAAAAAAUAUAUGAAAUUGCAUCAGAAACAGGUAAAAGUGUAGAUGAAGUAGCACUUGAAAGAUAUGGAAGUCUUGAAGCGUUUGAUGAGGCACGUGAGGAAAGAGAAGAAUUAGAUCGCCGAAAAAAAUAUGGACCAUCUAAGGAAAAGGUGGUAGGAUCGCUUUAUAAACAACGUCUGAGCUUGAAUGCAUUGGAUCAUAAACAGGAUUCUAAGUCUAAUUUGUCUUUAUCUGAUUCUGGUAUUAUUACACAUUCUAGUCUUAAUAAAAUGCAAGCAGAGAUUAUAAAAAUGCGAAUGCGUAAUGAUCCCAAUGUUUCUGAGCUUCAAAGACAAUAUGAAAUUGCAGUUUCUAUGUUUGAAUCACAAAAUGUAGAAAAAGAUAGCAUUCCAAGCAAUAUGAAUAAGAAACUAUCUUCAACAAUUGAUCCAAACAAUAUGACGAUAGAAGAUAUGGUAAAAGAAGAGAAAAUGACAAGAAAUCAAAGCUACAAACGGCAAUAUAGAGAAAUGGCAGAUCAGAUUAUUAAAAAUCGGGAUUUUAAGGAUGAUUUAGAUUAUUAUGAUGAAAAUGCUGAAAAACUUUCAAAAAGGAUUCAAAGAAGGGAAAUUGAUUUUAGAAAUAUGUCUGUUUCAGAUAUUCAAAGAACUCAAAAAAUUAUUGAUACAUGUCCAUUAUGUCAUCAAGAUUCUUCUCCACCUAUUGCACCUGUAAUAUCUAUGGGGACAUGUGUUUAUCUAUCUCUUCCUUCUCCUCCAGAACUUGCAAAAUAUCAUGCAUUGAUUGUUCCUCUACAUCAUAGAAUCAAUACACUUGAAUGUGAUGAUAAUGAAUGGGAUGAAAUUAGAAAUUUUAUGAAAUGUUUGAUUAGAAUGGCUGAUGAGAGAGAUCAAGAUGUCAUUUUUUAUGAAAAUGCUUCUGCACCUCACCGGCGUAUGCAUACUGCCAUUGAAGCAGUUCCAGUGCCACGAGAGGUUUCUUCUCAAGCUCCUGCAUUUUUUAGAGAAGCAAUUCUUUCUUCUGAUGAAGAAUGGAGUCAACAUCAAAAAAUUAUUGAUACAUUAGCUAAAGCUAAGAAAGGACUCGGAAAAAUGGCUUUUAGACGUAGUAUGAGCAAAGAAGCUCCUUAUUUUCAUGUUUGGUUUGAAUUGGAUGGUGGGAUAGGACAUAUUGUUGAAGAUCUAGAUAAAUGGGGCAAAGGUGAUCAAUUUUCACGACAAGUAUUUGCAACAAUGCUUGAUCUAGAUCCAACUAUAUGGAGAAGACGUGGAAGAUGGACAGGCAAACAAGAUCCAAGAGAAAAGGCAUUUAUUCAUGCCUGGAAAAAAUAUGAUUGGACUCAAUCAAUUUAUAAUUAA